Molecule: messenger RNA, 1418 nt
Organism: Choloepus didactylus (southern two-toed sloth)
Lineage: Eukaryota; Metazoa; Chordata; Mammalia; Pilosa; Megalonychidae
Gene: GPR18
Product: G protein-coupled receptor 18
Exons: 2
Coding region: 277-1272 (331 amino acids)
Biological process (GO): phospholipase C-activating G protein-coupled receptor signaling pathway; positive regulation of Rho protein signal transduction
Cellular component (GO): membrane
Molecular function (GO): G protein-coupled receptor activity
Source: RefSeq, a predicted model, not a curated record
GAAAAACCGUAUUUCACAGAGCACUUCCUGAAAGAGACAAAGCAGCAAUGACAGCCAAAUGAGUACCAAGUGUUACAGUUGAAACAACUUUUUAAAGCAACAAAAAGAAAUAUAGCAUUUCUUAAAUAUAUCAUUUCCAAAAAGAGCUAUUUUAACAGAAGCAACCCAAGGACAUCUCUUUUACAGAACUGGGUAUACUGAAAAAUGGUCAUCUCUAAUACAGCUUUUUUGAUGGACAGGAGUUUCUAAGUGUCAUGCCUCCCAACAAAAUAUAAGAUGACUACCCCUAGCAAUCAACAUCAACCAGUUCCUUCUGACAACUCACAUCCAGAGGAAUACAAAAUUGCUGCCCUUGUCUUCUACAGCUGUAUCUUCAUAAUUGGAGUGCUCGUUAACGUCACCGCAUUAUGGGUUUUCAGUUGUACCACCAAGAAGAGAACCACUGUAACUGUCUAUAUGAUGAAUGUGGCAUUAUUGGACUUAAUAUUUAUACUGAGCCUACCCUUUCGAAUGUUUUAUUAUGCAAAAGGUGAAUGGCCAUUUGGAGAGGUCUUCUGCCACAUUCUUGGGGCUCUCACAGUGUUUUAUCCAAGUAUUGCUCUAUGGCUUCUUGCUUUUAUUAGUGCUGACAGAUACAUGGCCAUUGUGCAGCCAAAAUAUGCCAAAGAACUUAAAAACACAUGCAAAGCCGUGCUAGCUUGUGUGGGAGUCUGGAUAAUGACUCUGACAAUGACGAUCCCACUACUAUUUUUAAAUGAAGACCAAGAUAAAGCUUCCAACCCUGCCACGUGCCUAAAGAUUUCUGACAUUAUCCACUUAAAAGCUAUGAAUGUGCUGAACUUCACUCGACUGGUAUUUUUUUUCCUGAUACCUCUGUUCAUCAUGAUUGGGUGCUACUUGGUCAUUAUUCAUAGUCUCCUUCAUGGAAGGACAUCUAAGCUGAAACCAAAAGUCAAGGAGAAGUCUAUAAGAAUCAUCGUCACUCUCGUGGUGCAAGUGCUCGUCUGCUUUACGCCUUUCCACAUCUGUUUUGCUUUCCUAAUGCUGGGAGGGAAAGCAAAUAGUUACAGUCCCUGGGGAGCCUUUACCACCUUUCUCAUGAACCUCAGCACAUGUCUGGAUGUUAUUCUCUACUACAUUGUUUCAAAACAAUUUCAAGCUCGAGUCAUUAGUGUCAUGCUAUACCGCAAUUAUCUUCGGAGUGUGCGCAGAAAAAGUUUCCGAUCAGCUAGUUUACGGUCACUAAGCAACAUAAACAGUGAAAUGUUAUGAAUGACAGAAAGAUACUCCCCACCUCACCCUCCCAAUAUCUUUAAAAUUCACUGUACAACUACACUAGGGUCAGGCUGAAGGGUAUUCUGCAUGAUAUUAUCAAGUUCCUUCUUGCCUGAAAAAAAAUUAAAAAAACUUUAAAAACU